Messenger RNA from Schistocerca gregaria, 1523 nucleotides. RefSeq lists its product as uncharacterized. The coding region runs from base 133 to 1215 and encodes 360 amino acids. The transcript is spliced from 2 exons. NCBI's taxonomy places the organism in Eukaryota, Metazoa, Arthropoda, Insecta, Orthoptera, Acrididae. The record is from RefSeq and is a predicted model, not a curated record.
UAUGGGGAGGCAUCGGGCAGUUCUCUUAACAUUUCCAAAUCGAAGGUUCUGCUCAUUGGUGAGGGUCUACCAGAAAGAUCUGUCGCUCCUCUAAGUGUGGCCACCAGUGUCCGCUGUUUGGGCAUUGAUUUUAUGAAUGACCUCCGUCGCUCAGCGGCAACCAACGGUCGACGUCUCCUACAAACGAUCAGGGCUGGCCUUGUGGACCACCGGCUUCGAUCCCUCGACAUUAUACAGCGCGCGCAAUACGUGAAUGUUUAUCACGCCUCACGCAUCCCCCAUGUGGCACAAGUGUUCCCGGUUCCGAUUACCCUCGCACGUCGUAUGUUGAUGGCGAUGGGAUCCUUUGUCUGUGCCGGGAUGUUAUUUAAAGUUCAAUAUUCCUCCCUUGCCCUCCCGCGGGAGCGUGGUGGAGUGGGCUUAUUCCAUGUGCCAGACAGAGUUACCGCACUUUUUGUUAGCUCCCAACUGAAAGUCUGGCGUCGCUGCCCGACGAGCCUGACCGGACUGCUUUUGCGUGAAUACGCACCAGUCUCCAUGUCAGCCCCGGUCAUGUUAUCCGACAUUCCACCCCCCUUUUAUCACUUUCGGUACUUCUUCUUUGAAAUCAGUUACAUUCUGCACUCCUUACCCCUUCUCCGUAUACUCCAGACAAAGACUGUAUACGACACCUUACAAAUGUGUCAAACCCCCAACCCCAUUGAACACAAGUUUCCCCAGAUCAUAUGGCGCCGUGUGUGGAAAGCAGUGCAUGCUGGUUACCUCGACACCAGCGUUCAGUCCACCUGGUAUAUCACCGUCAAUGGCAAACAGGUCAACCAGUCUCGUUUGCACCGCAUCCGCCUUGCUGACACACCACUCUGUGUUCACUGUGGUGUAGAGGACACGGACGCUCAUCGGUUCUCAUGUGGUCCGUCUGCUGACGUCUGGAGGCUCGCGCAGCGUAUCCUGGCUUUCCUCACCCGACAGCCGCCUGCUCAGAUAAUUUUCCUGACGCUUCUAUUCCCGGAUGUGAUUCAUUACCCCACAACAAAAACUAAUGCCGUGAAUUGGAUACGCGGUCAUACAGUCCGCUACAUUUUUGGGCCCGAUGAGAAAUCAGAACUAGGUUAUUGGACGUACCUUAACGAUCGACAUUGUGCACUUGUUCGCAACCCCAGAUACAAGCAGUUCUUUUCCAAUUUUCUACGGAGCGCCUUUCAUGACCCGCCAUAAUACAAAAAAAAAUGAAUAAAUAAAAACAUACAUACAAAAAAAACAAAGAAAAAUAAAGAAAACAAAAAUGCAAUACAAUAAACUAAAAAAAACAAAAAAGUUCCUGUUUCACAACAAAUUUCAUUUUUUUAUCGCUACUCUCUAUGUUUCUUCCCCCCUACUUUCUUCCUUUCCUACACCUUUGCAGUAAUAGGUUAGUUGUUUUGGAAUAGGUGUAGAUAGGUGCCAACGCCUGAAGAGGUGCAUUUAAUUUUAUUUUUUUGUUAGAAUACAAGUGGCGGUGGCAAAUAGACAUUUUUUUUGUAGUU